AUUAUUCUGUGGGUGCAAAUACUACUCUUUGAUUGGGUUGAUGGAUGGAUUUGUAUCAAAGAGUAUAUUUAUGCCGUGUUAGUGCUAGUACUAAUUCAGGUGUAAAUUUAUUGCAUUUGUAAUUAAAUUUUUAAACAUUUUCAAGAGUAUCCUGUAUCCCCGUAAGAAAAAUUACAUUUUGCGUGUCUUACCAAGUAUCAUAAAUUUGUAUGAUUAUUAUAGCAAUUCAGGAGAUACAAGUACCUUUAACAGAAACUAAGUGCAUAUUAAUUUAGCAAAGAAGUAGCAGAACUAACUAAUUUUUAUGAUGAAAGAACCACACUCAGAUCUGUGUUCAAGUUAUAUUAAAAUAUUUGUUGUUGUAAGUUGUUACUGGAUUGUAUCAAUAACUACAGUAUUUGUAAACAAAGCAUUAUUAAGCAGUGACAGUGUGGCCUUAGAAGCCCCUUUAUCUAUAACAUGGUUCCAAUGUAUUGUAUCAUUUACAAUAUGCUUCACUCUAAGCCAGACAAAUGGUAUUCCCGGUAUAUUUAAAUUUCCUAAAGGUACACCAUGGAAUAUUGACAUAGUUAGAAAGGUCAUUCCACUCUCAAUAAUGUUUACUUUAAUGAUAGCAACAAAUAAUUUAUGCCUGAAGUAUGUUGGAGUGCCAUUUUACUAUGUAGGAAGGUCACUCACAACUGUAUUUAAUGUUUUUUUAAGCUGGUUACUCUUAAGACAAACUACUUCAUUGAAGUGUAUUAUGUGCUGUGGGUUCAUUAUUUUUGGAUUUUAUCUUGGGGUUGAUCAAGAGAGUUUGUUGGGUUCAUUCUCCCUACUGGGAACAAUUUAUGGAGUUAUUGGUUCCCUUAUGUUAUCACUCUACUCUAUAUAUACCAAGAAAGUAUUGCCGAGUGUCAACCAAGAAGUGUGGCUCCUUUCAUUCUACAACAAUGCUUACUCAAUCAUAUUAUUUUUGCCUUUAAUACUUAUGAAUGGUGAAUUAAAUGUGCUGUGGAAUUACAGAAAUUUUGAUAGCACAUAUUUUUGGUUCCAAAUGAUUAUUGGUGGUUUAUGUGGAUUUGCAAUUGGAUUUUUUACUUCUUUACAAAUAAAGGUUACAUCACCUUUAACACAUAAUAUAUCUGGUACAGCUAAGGCAUGUGCCCAAACCGUUUUAGCAACUCAGUGGUAUAAUGAGUCUAAGAAUAUUCUGUGGUGGACAUCAAAUGUGAUAGUACUAGCUAGUAGUGCAUUGUAUGCCAGGUUCAAACAAGUAGAAAUGGAAGAAAAUUCUAAGAAACCACAGCCUGAAGAAGAGAAAAGCCUUGUAUGAUAAGUAUCAUAUGAAAUACUAUAUUUAAAAAAAAUCAUUAUUAAGAAGACUGCAG
Chilo suppressalis (striped riceborer) is the source of this 1370-nucleotide messenger RNA. Lineage: Eukaryota; Metazoa; Arthropoda; Insecta; Lepidoptera; Crambidae. The record is from the annotation of a GenBank genome assembly.